AUGGAUUCUCCCAGCCCCGGGAGGCUAGACCGGAAGGUCGGUCCCGAUGGCCGGGAUAAUCAACGGCUGAGACCUCGUAUUCAAGCUUUGAACGUCGAAAAGGAAGAAGAAAGAUUCUCCAAGAAACAUGACGAGUUUGGCCCCCCAAUUGCGACAUGGAGAAACAACCUGUCGGCUGCCUCGCAAAGAAGGAAUCUGAUUUUCGUGGCGCAUCGCUGUGAUAUAUUUGUUUGGAUUCCAAAGGGUCCUCUUCAGUUAUUGGGGUCGCAACCCGAAAUGAUCAUCAAGCCUGUCAUGAAGGAACCGUUGAUGGAAGGCUAUAUUGAUCGGGUUCACCCCCACACAAUCAACAACAUCAUUGUGGAUGAUCUAGGUCGUGACGAGGCUCUGUUGCUGGCAACAGACUCGGGAAACAUCUGUGGUUAUCAUGUAGAGGCCAUCUACUCCGCAGUCAAUCGAUGCGCAAAAAAUGGCUACAAACGACCCUUUGACGGGUCCGAAGUGAACCCAUUCUUCGUGGAAAAUGUUGGAAUGAGCGCGUGGGGAUUGGCUACCCAUAAAUAUGCUCGACUAAUUGCGGUCAGCGCCAAUACGGGUCUCAUUACUGUGUAUGCUUUCGCAUUGGUGGAUCCAGCCGCAGAGGAUAGAGAUGAUGAAACCGAAAACCCCGACAAUACCAGCGCCGGUAUGAGCUCAGCAGAUCAAACAUGGGUACCUGUGGAAAGCAGGAAACAGCUCUACGAGUUACAUCAGCUCACGCCACGGAAUUAUCGAUCCCGCAACCUGCGACUAACCUACAGAGGUCAUUUCGAUAAUAUUCCCUGCGUCUCUUUUGCCAAUUUCGAUCUGAAUCCGAAUGGGAUGUGGAUGGUCAGCACCGAUAUCAGCAACAGGCUGAUUGUAUGGAGAAUAUGGGAUGAUUUAUGGCCAUCUAGGGUGUACUAUCCUGGCCAUCCAUCCAACAAUCCGCCUCAGAGGGGCUGGUCGGUCAUCCCCCUAGACCCGCGCACAUUCAAGCCGUGUCGUACCAUAGAAGAAGCCUGUGGAUGCAAGCCGGACGCACAGAAUAUUGCGCAACGAACGAUUCUAGACACAUCACGUGGAAUAGAGCGAGUUCCUGAUGCAUCCCAGAUAUUUGUGUAUGGGUUCAAGCACAAAGACUCAAGCAGAGACGUGGCGCCUGCAUACAUACCGGAUGAUUUGUUUUCUGAUUGCUGCAUUGAAGAUAAAAACCGGCCUCGCUCCUAUUUUGGUCUUGAGAAAGACUUCCUUCCAUGGAAAUUCGAUGCUGUCUAUGCUGUGGAUUCUGGGACUGACAGAAGCAGCGAGCCUCGUUUUUACGAUACCAGAAGCGCUCGCCAAAACAGAGUCAAGGAUUCAUAUACUGAAAAGACUCGAAGGUCACGGGUACAGGGUCAUUUACCCAACCUUCUCGGAGAGGAUGACCAUGAUGACCAUCACCGGUCCACCCCCCCCCAGCCAAAUUUCUUCCCGGUCAUCCAUUUCUCUGAACACCACAUCAGCUUGGCCGCAUACCCAAUGGACUCUGAAUACCAAAUCGUCUGCAAAAACCCGCUUUUCCAACGAGUAUCCCUCCACGCAGAGAUCAGCUCACUCUGCGACCGCUUCAACAUGGUCAAAUACAUCCCCGAACUGGGUCUCGUGAUAGCAGCAUCUCAAAAAGGCCGCGUGGCUAUCAUAUCUCUAACCUGGCACGAAGAAAUCGGCUCUACAUUCCGCCUGGACUGGAUCGUGCCAUUCUCAACGCAAGAAGCCGAGGAAGAACGCCCCAUAAUCCCCCUCCUUGGCAUCACCGUCAGUCCGAUGCCCGGCUUCGAAAUACCACAAGACGUCCCGAGUAUCCCGCGAGGCACCGACCCAACAGACUGGCAAACAUUCAACUACCGCAUCCUCAACCCAGACGAAAAUGACCCCCAACAACCAUCUACCACAUCCUCCUCCUCCACAACCUCUGGCAAAGACUCCAAUUCCGAAUCUCAAUCCUACGCACACAGCAAACGCCAAAACACCACCGCAGAGUCCGACCUCCACUCUCCCAAACCAAAGCAAAAAACCCCAAAGAAAACCGGAGCCCAGCCCGCAGAAAACGAUGCAGAAAAUCCACCGCCCAAGGAACUUACCCUCCCCGAGUCCCACGCGCAGGCCUCGCUCGCAUACCGGCCCCACGAACCCUGGCACGGCUGGCACCCAUCCCGCCACUACAGACUCCUCCUCUUAUUCUGCGACCACACCGUCAUGAGCUACGAAUUCUGGCACGAUUGGAAGACUUAA
Messenger RNA from Penicillium manginii, 2292 nucleotides. RefSeq lists its product as uncharacterized. The record is from RefSeq and is a predicted model, not a curated record. NCBI's taxonomy places the organism in Eukaryota, Fungi, Ascomycota, Eurotiomycetes, Eurotiales, Aspergillaceae. Gene Ontology annotation, molecular function: protein binding. The transcript has 6 exons. Bases 1 to 2292 code for a protein of 763 amino acids.